Nothoprocta perdicaria is the source of this 3710-nucleotide messenger RNA. It is a transcript of the gene SOCS7, whose product is annotated as suppressor of cytokine signaling 7. The record is from RefSeq and is a predicted model, not a curated record. Gene Ontology annotation, biological process: phosphatidylinositol phosphate biosynthetic process; intracellular signal transduction. The annotation marks the transcript as partial. NCBI's taxonomy places the organism in Eukaryota, Metazoa, Chordata, Aves, Tinamiformes, Tinamidae. Gene Ontology annotation, molecular function: 1-phosphatidylinositol-3-kinase regulator activity. Gene Ontology annotation, cellular component: phosphatidylinositol 3-kinase complex. The transcript is spliced from 10 exons.
GGCGCCGACACCGGCAGGAAACACAGACUGACAAGAACGCAAAGUGCCUUUUCCCCGGUUGUUUUCAGCCCCCUCUUCACAGGUGAGACGGUGUCACUGGUGGACGUGGACAUCUCRCAGCGAGGCCUGACCUCCCCGCAGCCUCCAACGCCGCCGCCGCCGCCACGGAGGAGCCUCAGCCUGCUAGAUGAUAUCAGUGGGACGCUGCCUACAUCUGUCCUAGUGGGUCCGAUGGGCUCCUCCCUGCAGUCUUUCCCUCUGCCUCCGCCUCCUCCACCCCAUGCCCCAGACGCCUUCCCGCGCAUCGUCCCUCUGCGGCCGGUGGAGGCGGCGCCCAGCCAGCCCGCCCCGCACCUGCAGUGUCCCCUCUACCGCCCCGACGCCAGCAGCUUCGCGGCCAGCCUGCGAGAGCUGGAGAAGUGUGGCUGGUACUGGGGACCUAUGAACUGGGAGGAUGCAGAGAUGAAGCUCAAGGGGAAGCCAGACGGCUCCUUUCUGGUCCGAGACAGUUCCGACCCCCGGUACAUCCUGAGCCUGAGCUUCCGAUCGCAGGGCAUCACCCACCACACGCGCAUGGAGCAUUAUAGAGGGACCUUCAGUCUGUGGUGCCAUCCCAAAUUUGAAGACCGCUGCCAGUCUGUGGUGGAGUUCAUAAAGAGAGCGAUCAUGCACUCAAAAAAUGGGAAGUUUCUUUACUUCCUCCGAUCCAGGGUUCCAGGUCUCCCUCCAACACCUGUCCAGCUGCUGUAUCCAGUCUCCAGGUUCAGCAACGUCAAAUCCCUUCAGCACCUUUGCCGCUUCCGGAUCAGGCAGCUGGUCCGCAUAGACCACAUCCCAGAGCUCCCKCUGCCCAAGCCUCUCAUCUCCUACAUUCGGAAGUUCUAUUACUAUGACCCCCAGGAGGAGGUGUACCUGUCCCUGAAGGAAGCUCAAAUGAUCUCCAAACAGAAGCAGGAGACCGAAGCUUCAACGUAGCAAGGCUGCCUCUCCCGUCUUGUUGCUGUCACUGAUGCAUGGGAAAUAUUGUCUUAUGAUCAGCUGAAUUUUAUUAUCCUCCCUUGGAACCUUCAAGGUGGGGGCGAGAGAGAGAGAGAGAAGGUGACUCUCUAGGAAGAUCAUCUGCUGCAAGCAUCAUGGUAAGACUGUUCUUUGGCUCUCACCAAAAGGGACUGCGGCCAGAGAGCUGCUUCCGAGGCAGAUUGAGCCAGAUUCAUGUGCAGCUAUUCACCUCUGGGGAAUAUGGACAGUGUGCGGCUGUUUAGCUGCCCUGCUUUCUAGGAUUUGGGAGACGGGGGCCAAAUUGGGCAGCACGGUCCUGCAAUUGCAUUUGUAGGCAGUCCUGUAAGAGUGAGGUGCGAGGAAGGAAGAGCACGUGAGCUGUUUUGAUGUCCCGGAGCCUUCUGCCAAAUGGAGGGGCUGCUGCUGCAGCGGGGAGCAAAGGAUGGAAGCCUUCCUUCUUCUGAGGAAGCCUCAUUCCACUUAGCAAACACUGGAAGAUUCUGCUGAAGAGCUGCACGCUGAGGUCACUCAGGAUUUCUGUAAUAAGUGGAAGGUGGCCGAGUUGUUGCUGCAGUCCAGGGACCACAGGUACUUGCUCUAAAGUAAUAUCAGCCUUGCAGAGCCUUGAGACACGCUCUUUUAGCCUUUCUCCUGAAACUGUGAAUGCGGUGGGUGGUGUGAAGGAGCUUGAUGAGUACUUGGGCAUUAAGAGGCAUCUUUGGUGUGACUCAGAGCAAGAAGCAGAUGACUGGGAAUACUUCUGGGAUAGCUUGCUUGCAGCCUCCUCCUCUCCCUGGGAUGCCCACAGAAAUGCAACAAAUCAGGACUAAUGAGAAAAGAAAAAUGAACAAAAAAGAAAAAUAACCCCCUUUACUGCGUUUCCAGGCUUGGCUGUAGUGGCUCUUAGCGUCCUCGUCUGCUGUUUCAUUCAUUGCAGCAGCUGUGGAGAGUUUGCAUUUCAUGGUACAGCUCAAUGCUUGCGCUAAGCGGUGCUGCGAACCCUUGCUCAGAGGAUCCUUCCUCCCACGCUGUGUGAGUGAACACGUGUUCCUGAGCCCUCCACUUGGAUGAAGUAAAUGGGUGCAGCGCAGGGUCCCCAAAAUGAGCUGCUGUGUGUGGCCCGGGCCUUCCGAGGAGCCUGUUGAUCUGCCGAGGUCAGUGCCCUGCGAGCGGGAUGCCGUCAUUCCGGGGCGGUUAAGACUUUGUCCUUGCCCUAUAGAAUGAGCAACGUGCUUGAAUUAGACACAGUCGUGCGGAUCUUAAAGCAACCUUGAAAAAAAUCCCGAUCGUUUGCCUCUGCCAAGUGUUGCUGCAAAGGGUGCUAACAAAUUCUGGCCUCCCUUUCUUACCAUCACCUCUGGCCUCUGUUUGAGGCUUGGAAACAAGUGUGGGUUUUGUUUUUUAAACAAAAAGGGUUUGACUUCCAGAUGAAACUAAUAGCCAAGCUUCAAAAAUCUGUAGAAAUACCUCAUAUCAGACACUACCUGCUAAUGACUGUGUUCCAUGUUCGGGGCGAUGGGCAUUAGGAAGGGUACCUGCCCCCAGGAUGUGCUGCGUGGGGUAUCCCAACCCCCGGUGAAAUCUGAGCUCACGUGCCCUAUCCGUGAAGCGGGACCGGGAAUUCAUCCCCCUCUUUCCUCUUCUAUAUUCCCUCUCCGCUGCUCAAGACCUGCAUCUCCUCCCAAGUUACCAGCAGAGCUUGGAAAAAAGCAAUUGCUUGGGCUAAGAAACGCACAGCAAAUUGGAGCAAUGUUGGGAAAAGCAUCCGUGUACUCGUGCACACAAGACCCUUCGUUCAGCAGAAUCAGGGCACGUGGCCCUGUUGCACCUCGGCUGUUCUGUGCACUGAGGAUUUGAGUCUUUGAGUCUUUCAGCUUUUUCAUACACUGGAAAGGAAAGUCUGCCCAGGAGCCAAGCGUGGACUAAUUCCCUACGGGUCUGAACCUGCGCCAGCAAAGCCACCGUGUGCCCUGUGCAAGUGUCUCUCCUGAAGCUUCUCUCCGGAAAAAGCACGGCUGGAGAUACGGAUGUGAGGGUGAUGUGGCCACUGCACGGGCAGUGCAGUGCGGUGGUAGUAACAGCAUUUUCAGCCCUUCCUUCCUUGUUYUGGGGUAGAUAAAUGUAAGCUGCUUUUGGGGAGGAAUAACAACCUGAAUGAGGAAGCCAAGGGGGAAGUUGCACUUGCCAGACACUGGGAAUUGGUGUAGAACCGGUCUCUGCCCUUGUUGGAGCYCAGAGGGAGCCGGGAGCCUUCUGGAGCAUGGGUAAAACCGCACUAAACUGCUCCCCAGAGUGGGAUGCUUUGCAGGGAAACGCUCUGCUGCUCUCCCACUGCUGUUGGCAGCAGCUUUUGUGUGCUCUGCUGCCCUAAAUGCACAUGCAGCUUGCUGUGACUGUGGCCGUGUCCCUGCGGAGCAGCCGAGGGAGGUGGGGAAGCUGAUGGGCGUUGGGAAGUGCUCCCGAAGCAGCCAGGCUUUGGGAGCGCUACCUGAAGAGUCUGAAUUGGGUCGCUUGCUGUCCUUGAGAGGYGUUCUCCAAAGGCUGGUGCUCCUGCUCUUGCAUGAAACAUGAGCAUGGGAGAAGUCCCCCCUCUUAGGGAGGAACCAAGAUUUUUCACUKUAGACACUGAGAUCUCGGCAAGCUUUUGCAAAACUGAGAUGAUGGAAAAAACAUCACAUGGGGUGUUUAAUAAGAGGCUGCGGGAUGCAGGU